Paramecium sonneborni is the source of this 1152-nucleotide messenger RNA. The record is from the annotation of a GenBank genome assembly. NCBI's taxonomy places the organism in Eukaryota, Ciliophora, Oligohymenophorea, Peniculida, Parameciidae.
AUGUAAAACAAUAGACCAAAGUCAUGGGAAUUAAGAAAAAAAGAUGCUUCUAAAUAUAGAUUUUAUGACAAAUAGGAUGAAUUAUUAAUAAAGAAACCAGGUGAAGUUGAUGGAGAAGCUUUUGUAUUAAGAAAUUGUGUCCGUUGUAAAAUCUUUAUUUUGGACUUCUCAGCAUAAAUUUUAAUAGAUGAUUGUUUUGAUUGUUAAAUGUUUUUUGCUGCUGUUGAAUCUAGUAUGUUUAUAAGAGGAUGCAAAAGAUGUAAAGUAAUAACAGCUUGCGGAUAAUUUCGAUCUAAGAAAUGCGAAGAUAUUCAAACCUUACUCUUUACUCAAAGUUAACCAAUAAUAGAAUUAUCUAUAAGAAUGGGAUUUGGUUGUUUCCGUGGUUAUUAUCCAUAAUUAAGAUAACAUUUACAAAAAGCUAAACUAAAUAUUUGGAAUAACACUUGGAGUGAUUUGCACGAUUUUGAUCCUGAAAAAUAGGCAGAAAUAACUCAUUUUUAUAUGGUUUUAGAGGAUACUCGUUAUGAAGAUAUGCUUAAGCCUUUAAAUGAAGUGCUUUAAUUACCUAAUUUUACUUGGGCAGAUGAAUGUAAAACUGAAAAUUAAGUUAUUCCUUUCACAAGUGAAUAAAGAAAAAAACCUUUUCAUGAAGAAGUACUCUUGAUUUUCUAUCCUGAAGAAUCCACACAUCUGAAUGUAGAUGUUUUAAGUUCUAGUUUCUAGCCUUUACUUAAAGAAGUUCCAUAAGAAAUCUUUGCAGAAGAACAUAGUUAAAUUAAUGAUUAAGUUGAAAUAGAAGCACCUGAAUAACUAUAUUGUUAUUUAGUCAAAUCAAAAUAUCAGUCUUUAUUUGCUGAUAAUUGGCCUCUCUUUAAAACUGCUGUAGAAACUCAUCUACCAGCAGAUAAGGCAGCCAAACUUUUAAAUUAAGUUGUUGUUAAUAAUAGAUUGUAACCUACAUUUUCAUUACAUAUCCGAACAGAUAAUCAAGAUAUUAAAUUAUUAUCUUAUUUAUAUUCUGUUUUAGAUAUGAAAUUGAAAUGUGAUCUAAAAAAAGUUUGUGUAAUUGUUCAAAAUUAAAAUGCCAUUGAAGAAUUAACUAAAUUAUUAUUUGCAAAUUAAAAAGAUGAAAGAGCAGGAUAAUAAUGA